CUAGCGGAGCAGGAAGGCUUCCACUCCGAGCCGAGUCUGCGGGUCCUGGUGUUGCUGCUUCGUGUUCCCGCCGGCGCCGUCAUGCUUAAGAAAUUCGACAAGAAGGACGAGGAGUCGGGUGGAGGCUCCAACCCGUUUCAACACCUAGAGAAGAGUGCGGUACUCCAGGAGGCCCGUGUAUUUAACGAAACUCCCAUCAACCCUCGAAAAUGUGCCCAUAUCCUCACCAAGAUCCUUUAUCUCAUAAACCAGGGGGAACAUCUGGGGACCACCGAAGCAACUGAGGCCUUUUUUGCCAUGACCAAGCUCUUUCAGUCUAAUGAUCCCACACUCCGUCGGAUGUGCUACCUGACUAUCAAGGAAAUGUCCUGCAUCGCAGAAGAUGUCAUCAUUGUCACCAGCAGCCUGACAAAAGACAUGACUGGGAAGGAGGACAACUACCGGGGCCCAGCUGUGCGUGCCCUCUGCCAGAUCACUGAUAGCACCAUGCUGCAGGCCAUUGAGCGCUACAUGAAGCAGGCCAUUGUGGAUAAGGUGCCAAGCGUCUCCAGCUCCGCCCUGGUGUCCUCUCUGGUGUGUAUCUGCAGGUGGGAUGGAACCUCGGAGAAAAUCUCAGAACCACUCUACCAUUAGAAGAAAAGUGUUGAAGCUGCCAGCAAAUCUUCAGUCAUGGUAGGGAGUUACCACGCACUGGGGCUUCUGUACCAUGUGCGCAAGAAUGACCGCCUCGCUGUCAGUAAGAUGAUCAGCAAGUUCACCAGGCAUGGCCUCAAGUCCCCCUUUGCUUACUGCAUGAUGAUCCGGGUGGCCAGCAAGCAACUGGAGGAGGAGGAUGGCAGCCACGACAGCCCGCUGUUUGACUUCAUCGAGAGCUGCCUGCGCAACAAACACGAGAUGGUGGUGUACGAAGCUGCCUCAGCCAUCGUUAACCUACCUGGCUGCAGUGCCAAAGAGUUGGCCCCGGCUGUGUCAGGUGACCACACCCUUUUUUAUACCCUCUUCACGUUUGUUGGGGUGCUUGUGAGGGGUGGGGCCCUGGCCCAGGUGGUGGUUGUCCAGGCCAUCAGCGCCUUGUGUCAGAAGUAUCCUCGCAAGCACGCCGUCCUCAUGAACUUCCUGUUCACCAUGUUGCGGGAGGAGGGUGGUUUUGAGUACAAGCGUGCCAUUGUGGACUGCAUCAUCAGCAUCAUUGAGGAGAACUCGGAGAGCAAGGAGACAGGACUGUCCCACCUGUGCGAGUUCAUUGAAGACUGCGAGUUCACUGUGCUGGCCACACGCAUCCUGCACCUCCUGGGCCAGGAGGGACCCAAGACCAACAACCCCUCCAAGUACAUCCGCUUCAUCUACAACCGAGUGGUUUUGGAGCAUGAGGAGGUCCGGGCAGGUGCUGUGAGUGCCCUGGCCAAGUUUGGAGCCCAGAAUGAAGAGAUGCUACCCAGCAUCUUGGUGCUGUUGGAGAGGUGCGUGAUGGAUGAUGACAAUGAAGUAAGGGACCGAGCCACUUUCUAUCUCAAAGUCUUGGAGCAGAAGCAAAAGGCUUUCAGUGCAGGCUACAUCCUAAAUGGUUUGACUGUGUCCAUCCCUGGUCUGGAGAGGGCUCUACAGCAGUACACUCUGGAACCAUCGGAGAAACCUUUUGACCUCAAGUCUGUCCCCUUGGCCACCACACCCAUUGCAGAGCAGAGAACAGAGAGCACCCCCAUCACAGCAGUCAAGCAGCCUGAGAAAGUGGCAGCCUCUCGCCAGGAGAUCUUCCAGGAGCAAUUGGCAGCAGUGCCAGAGUUCCGUGGAUUAGGGCCCCUCUUCAAGUCCUCGCCUGAGCCUGUGGCCCUCACCGAGUCAGAGACAGAGUACGUCAUCCGCUGCACCAAACAUACCUUCACUGACCACAUGGUGUUUCAGUUUGACUGCAUUAACACACUCAACGACCAGACGUUGGAGAACGUCACAGUGCAGAUGGAGCCCACUGAGGCCUAUGAGGUGCUCUGUUAUGUCCCGGCCCGGAGCCUGCCCUACAACCAGCCGGGGACCUGUUACACACUGGUGGCACUGCCCAAGGAAGACCCCACAGCUGUGGCCUGCACAUUCAGCUGCAUGAUGAAGUUCACUGUGAAGGACUGUGACCCCACAACUGGGGAGACCGAUGACGAAGGAUAUGAAGAUGAAUACGUGCUGGAAGAUCUGGAAGUCACUGUAGUUGAUCAUAUUCAAAAAGUUAUGAAGAUGAACUUUGAAGCAGCCUGGGAUGAAGUAGGGGAUGAGUUUGAGAAAGAAGAAACUUUCACUCUGUCUACCAUCAAAACACUUGAGGAGGCUGUGGGUAAUAUCGUGAAAUUCUUGGGAAUGCAUCCCUGUGAGAGGUCAGACAAAGUACCGGAUAACAAGAACACCCACACGUUGCUCCUGGCUGGUGUGUUCCGGGGUGGUCAUGACAUCCUGGUGCGCUCCCGGCUGCUGCUUUUGGACACAGUGACAAUGCAGGUUACAGCCCGAAGCUCAGAAGAACUGCCAGUAGAUAUCAUCUUGGCAUCUGUGGGCUAAGGGGCCAGUCUUUAGAAGCCCCUCUCCUGCCCAUUUCUCCUCACCACUACACAGAAGUCUUGCCUUCCUGGUGAACCCAGUGAAAAAUCCCUCCCUCAGCUUCUAUAUUCAGAAAUGAUUAAGAAUUGUUUAGGUUUGUUUUUUUUUUAGGUCGCCUGCUGCCAACCACCCCCUGUCCCUGUCCUCCCAUUCCUAAGAGUGCCAGGAUUUGGCUGCAGGGGGAGGGACAUUGUAAAUGAAUAAAAUAUUUAUACCUCUUGAAUUUCACUAUCCUGAAAUCACCAUCUCAUAAAUAAAUCAGCAUGUAUUUAUUAAACAGCU
Molecule: messenger RNA, 2862 nt
Organism: Echinops telfairi (small Madagascar hedgehog)
Lineage: Eukaryota; Metazoa; Chordata; Mammalia; Afrosoricida; Tenrecidae
Gene: COPG1
Product: COPI coat complex subunit gamma 1
Exons: 22
Biological process (GO): protein secretion; organelle transport along microtubule; intra-Golgi vesicle-mediated transport
Cellular component (GO): endoplasmic reticulum-Golgi intermediate compartment; endoplasmic reticulum; COPI vesicle coat
Molecular function (GO): structural molecule activity
Source: RefSeq, a predicted model, not a curated record